AUGCCAACUUCUUUCAUUCCAUUGGAAGCGGUAAAGAAGAUGAUGAAAGUUCUUGAUUUGCUAAAAUCCAUUGGAGCUAUGUCAAUGUGUAACCAUGCUGUUGCAAAUGAGGGUUUGAAAGAAGUCUCGAAUAGAGUUGACGAGUUUGGGAACACGAUGUCUUCCAAUAGAGAGUGUGUUCAAGUACUUAGAUUCCUUUUUGAAACAUUAAAUCUUCCAAAUUUCACUGAACCCCAUGAAAUUCGGAGUUUUUGCUUGCAAAACACGUGCUUGAUAUUUUGCACUGCUUCAAGCUCGGCUACAUUGCAUACAGAAGGGAUGGGACCACUGGAAUUGUUGGUUAUUGACGAUGCUGCUCAGCUCAAAGAAUGUGAAUCCACUAUUCCUUUGCAGCUCUCUGGUCUCCGUCAUGCUAUACUCAUUGGGGAUGAACGGCAACUACCUGCAAAUGUUCAAUACAGGAUAUGCCAGCCGGCUGAAUUUGAAAGAAGCUUAUUCGAGAGGCUGGUGAUAUUAGGGCACAAGAAGCAUCUUCUUAACGUCCAGUACAGAAUGCAUCCAUCAAUAAGCUUGUUUCCAAAUAGGGAGUUCUACGAAAGUAGGAUUUUGGAUGGUCCAAAUGUCAAAGAACAAGCGUACGAGAGGCGUCUUCUUCAAGGAAGUAUGUAUGGAACCUAUUCUUUCAUUAACGUAAGCCAGGGAAUGGAGGAGUAUGAGAAGCAAAGCAUGAAAAAUAUGGUGGAGGUGGCUGUGGUUUCCGAGAUUGUUGCAAGCCUCUCUAAAGAAUGUGUGGCAGCAAAACAGAAGCUCAGGGUUGGUUGCUUAUCGCCAUAUCAAGCUCAAGUACUUGCUCUCCGAAAAAAACUAGGGGAAACAUACAAUACAGAUUCAUACCCUGACUUCACGGUAUACGUCCAAUCGGUUGAUGAGUUUAAAGGUGGUGAGGAGGAUCUCAUAAUUAUCUCUACCGUGAGAUGUAAUGGGCAAGGAUCUGUUGGAUUUCUUUCCAAUCGUCGAAGAACAAAUGUGGCUCUCACUCGCGCAAGGCAUUGCCUCUGGAUAGUGGGCAAUGGUGCUACUUUGAUUACCAGCGGCUCUGUUUGGAAGGAACUUGUCGUCGAUGCCAAGGCUCGGGGUUGCUUUUAUGAUGCUAAUGAUGACAAGAACUUGGCUCAAGCUGUUGAAGGUGCCUUGGUUGAGCUUAACGAACUUGACGCGUUACGCAUAACUGAUUCACAGAGGUAUCCUAAUACUAGAUGGAAGCAAAAUCCAUUUCAGAUGCGUUAUUCUGAGCCAGACAACCGUGAUUGGCGUCGUCGGUCUGCUCCAUUUCCUACAUCUGGAGGGGAGCGAUCCUGGGAAACCAACAUUCGAGAGAAAAGAGAGUUGGGUUGCCUGUUUAAUCACCAAGACCAACUCAACUCGCAGUUUCCAAGGGCACAAAUAUCUUCUAAACAAGGGGUCGGUGCUGCUGCUGCUCUAAUCAAGGCUGAGAUGCCAUGGUCAACUCGAAAGGGGACUCUGUCUGAGAAGGAGCAUGUCUUAAAGACAGUGGAAGGGAUACUGAAUGAGCUGACCCCGGAGAAAUUUGAUCUUCUCAAGGGUCAGCUAAUUGAUUCUGGGAUCACAACUGAUAUUCUGAAGGAGGUUACCUCCUUGAUUUAUGAUAAGGCUGUCCUGAAUCCAACGGUUGGUCCCUUGUAUGCCCAGCUGUGUUCGCAUCUUGAUAAAAAGCUCCCACCUUUCCCAUCUGAUGAACCUGGUGGGAAAAUCACGUUUAAGCAUGUCCUUUUGAAUAAUUGCCAAGAGGCAUUUGAAGGCACAGAUAAAAUUCGGGAAGAAUUAACACAGACGACUGCUUCUGAGCAAGAGUUGGAACGUAGAGAUAACGAUAGAAUGAUGAAGAUUCGCACUCUUGGAAAUAUCCGUCUAAUUGGGGAGCUUUGGAAGCAAAAGAUGUUGACAGAUAGGAUUGGUCAUGAAAUAAUUUGGAAACUUUUGGGGCAUGAUACUAAGACCUGUCCUGAGGAGGAAAAUGUAGAGGUCAUAUGUGAAUUCUUCAACACUAUCGGUAAAAAACUUGAUGACACCCCUACGUCGCGGCAUACAAAUGACAUCUACUUUAGCCGAUUGAAAGAACUGUCAACAAAUCCCCAGCUGGCUCCACAAGUAAGGUCCAUGGUUCAUGAUGUUAUUGAUCUCCGUGCAAGUAGUUGGAUUCCCAAGCGCGAAGAGGUAACGAUGCAUUACUCAUCCAUUGCUGUUGUUUUGUGGGUCAUGCUAAUGACAACCAGCUGAGGUUCUUUAUUUUUUAUUUUUUGGAACUGGAUAAUUUUAUAAAGGGAUCGCGCCCCAAAACCUCAAGGAGAUGGCCUUGAGAGAAAACUAACCAUACAAAAACAGAGAAACAAUACAAUACAGAGUGAAUCAACACAACACAAUACACAGGACUCUAAUCACCAGGUUGAAACCAUAGCAAGGCCUCGGAAGCCCAAAAAACCAUCUCUGGAAUGCCCCACUGCUUACAGAUUCUGAUAUUGCCAGGGGUCCUGGGAAUCCUUCUCCAUAACAGCCAGCUGAGCUGUUAUUAAGGUGAAGAAAAUUUCAAAAUAAGUCAUGGGCCACUUUUCACACCUUACUACCCAAUUUUUUGAAGGAACUUUUGCCAACCACCUCAUACUUCGUGAUACAUCUUCGUCAUACUUUUUUUACAACCACCUCAUAUUUCUUGCAGAUGUAUCAAGGCGGCAAUGUUGUAACUUGUAACAUAACAACAUAAGCGUUCCCAAAUUGCAUCAACUAGUAAUUCCCUUCCCGGUCCUACAAAAUUACAAUAGAGAAUUUAAAAGAUGAAGUUGACAAAAUAGCUGCUAUAGAGAAGUGAAUCACAAUUGUAAACACAUCCUAUUAGAAAUUAGAUGUAACUAUCAUGUACCAAUUAUUGUACAAAAGUGCAUCAGUUUCCACACCCUUGUCUUAAAGGUGCGCUGGGCCAUUUUGUGCAUGUAAGCGAUGAAGAACCAUUUUGUGCGUGUUCCCCCGAAAAUGGCCAUCUGCCUCUAGCCUUUGGUGGUUUGUCUUCAGUGGAUGGUUGAGGGUUGAUUGAGUAAUUUUGUUGCAUUUCCGGAUUACGAUAUUGCCCUUAUCAGACUUUUUAGAUUUUCCGUUUGUGUCCUAUGAAUGUGUCUUUGUUCUGUUGUGGUUUGGUGGGGCCUUUUGGGUAAACCCAUAAUAUUGCACAUGACGGACGUUGGCUUCCUCUUCCCUAACCUACUCUUAGGCUGCCCCCAUAGUGCAUUAGAGUCCUUUGAAAAUUUGCCUCCCCAAGAAUCAGAAUCAGAAUUCUGAUAAAAAAAAAAAAGAAUCAGAAUCAGAAUCAGCAUCAAAUCUUGCAUUACACGGAUACAAAUCUCUCUCGAAAUCCUUCGGCCCUCGCUCUAAAUCUUCCUCUCUCUGCUUUUGAUCCUCCACAACAUCAAGUCUUGCAUUACACAGGUACAAAUCUCUCUCAAAAUUUUUCUGCUUCUGUUUGUGAUCUCAGGAUUUGGAUCACAAACUUGCUCUGAAUCUCCCUCUCUCUUCUUAUGAUUCCCCGCCUUGUGAAGUAAGUUGUUUGAUUAGUUCCCAGUUGUCAAAUUGUGUUGUGUUCCGAGUGUGUUGUCUGGUAUUGGUUUAUGUUUUCUUGAUGGUGCAUCGAUCAUUGGUCUCUGUUUUCCUGUCUGUUUCAGAAAACAAAACUCACCAGUUCUACCAGUGCUUGCCUCCUUCUCUGUUUUGCUAUGUACGCUGUGGGUAGUAAUAAUAAUCAUAAUCACUUUAAACAGCCUUGCUAAAUUGAAAAAAUCCCCUUCCCCUGCAUUUGGAGGACUGAUUUCGGUUGGCAAUGUUGCGUUUAUAUCUGAUGCAAUGCUUAUGAACAGUAAGCAAUCAGAGCCAACACCUUUAGCUUGGGAAACUUCGGAUUCCUGAUUGUAAAAACAGUGAAAGCAAACAAGAAACUGGUCAACUUACACCUCCAUUUUUAUUUUCCUAGAUUUAGAUUUAGAUUCAGAUGACAAUGCAUAUAGUGUGCAUAUUUUUGAAAGAAUCUUCAGUGUUCAUUCUGGUUGUUAAUUGCUCCUUGUAAUUUUGACUGGUCUUUCGCUUGUGUUUGGGUGUAAAGAAGGUAAAUUCAUGGCCUUGCUAUGAAGGAAAGGGAAAGGGAAGCCUUGUUGUUAAUGAAGAGUGUUCGGCUAUCAGUUGUGGGCUCGGUAAGGAGAAGUCGAGUGCUUCAGUUAAUAGCUAUCUGGCAGGUUCAUUUGAGAAGCUGAAGAACAAGUAGUUGAUUUCAUACGUUGUAUGAAAAAAGAUUCUGAAAUGUGGCUGCCGAUUAAUAGAACUCUGCAGCAUUAUCCUCACUUGGAUUUGAUCCAUGAGUGCAAUGAAAUUGUCAACCAAGAAAUUGAAAGGGAAACAUCACGGCUCGGGAAAGAAAUGGAGGAGGAUUUGUGAAGUUGUAUGCGGGCAGAUGAUCCCUAUGAAAUGAAUGAGAGCGAUACAUUUGGAUGAAGCUCGUCCUCUUUGAAUAAGAGAGAGUGGUACUUUUGGCAUUAUGUUUUAAUUGUUGGUAAUGUAUGUUGAUGCUCAACUAAUUCUGCCUGUAGGCCUCUGUGUUGUUAAUAUGCUGUUCUUCAAACUUGUUAUGUUUAAAUAUGCAGUUACUUUGGAUAUUUUGGUGAUGCACACUAUUUUAAAUCCACUUAAAUGAUUUGGCCUUGCA
Molecule: messenger RNA, 4759 nt
Organism: Rhododendron vialii
Lineage: Eukaryota; Viridiplantae; Streptophyta; Magnoliopsida; Ericales; Ericaceae
Product: helicase SEN1-like
Exons: 9
Coding region: 1-2298 (765 amino acids)
Molecular function (GO): protein binding; helicase activity; RNA binding
Source: RefSeq, a predicted model, not a curated record